AUGGAAGACGUCGAGUAUCAGGAACCGAUCUUUGAGCUCGCCACGGAAUGCGAAGCCCUCUAUGCAACGCAAAUUUCACGGCUCAGCAAUGACGAUGACCCAAAUGCCGCAAAGCUGCUAUCGGACGUCUAUCAGCGGUUUUCGGCCUGGGCAGCGUUCCUAGGGGUUUUUGCCGAGGCAAACGUCUGCCUAGACCGAAGGCUGCGGCGUCAUGUUGAGAUACAGGACCAAGUUCUUCGUUUACUGGAUAUUAUGCAGAAGAAUUUGAGCUACUGUGCAGUACCCCUCUUCCACCCGGGCCGCUGA
Molecule: messenger RNA, 306 nt
Organism: Penicillium angulare
Lineage: Eukaryota; Fungi; Ascomycota; Eurotiomycetes; Eurotiales; Aspergillaceae
Exons: 1
Coding region: 1-306 (101 amino acids)
Source: RefSeq, a predicted model, not a curated record